This is a messenger RNA of Capsella rubella, 1336 nucleotides long. RefSeq names its product probable ubiquitin-like-specific protease 2A. The record is from RefSeq and is a predicted model, not a curated record. The transcript is spliced from 7 exons. The coding region runs from base 79 to 978 and encodes 299 amino acids. Gene Ontology annotation, biological process: proteolysis. Gene Ontology annotation, molecular function: cysteine-type peptidase activity. NCBI's taxonomy places the organism in Eukaryota, Viridiplantae, Streptophyta, Magnoliopsida, Brassicales, Brassicaceae.
AAUAGGAGCAAGAGAAGAAGAGAUACACUGAGAGAGAGAGAGCUCAAUCCAAUUUUUUUUUUUUUGUAUUCGAUCGCAAUGUCAAGAAGACGAAGUAAUCGUGUCAAAAACAGUAGAUACGUCACGAGUCCUGGACGUGUUACUAUUAUUGAUGAUUGUGAGGAAGAUGAGUUCUUACACCACAGGUCAUGUUGGAAGCAUAUUGCUGUUGUGAAUAAACGUCUUCCAAAACCGAAGCGAGCCAAGGAGUUGAAGAUAUUCGAAUCAACUGCUCCUUGUUUCUAUGAUGAAUGCAUACGCCGUGGAAGGUCUAAACGAAGAAUCAAGUGCAAGUUUUUAGUUUCCAAGCUACGGAAAAAACUUAAUUCCAAAGCAUUUGUAGGUUACUUAGAUGAUGUGAAUAGGGAUGUAUGGAGUGGCUUCUCGGAUGAGAAAAAGAACUCUUUUGUCUACUUAGAUUGUUUAUGGUUCAGUAUGUACAAAAGCGAAAACCAUAAGAUUAGAAGCAGUGUUUUCGAUUCCAUCAAGACUAGGCAGAUCUUCUCGAAGAAAUAUGUUUUUCUUCCUAUCGUCUACUGGAGCCAUUGGACAUUGUUGAUCUUUUGCAAUUUUGGGGAGGAUCUUGAUUCCGAUAACACUUGCAUGUUGUUUCUUGAUUCACUACAAACAACUGACUCUUCGCAGCGGCUUGAACCAGAUAUAAGAAAGUUUGUGUUGGACAUGUAUAAAACCGAGGGAAGAACUGAAGACCCAAGAUUGGUUGAUGAAAUCCCACUCCAUGUGCCAUUGGUUCCGCAGCAGACAAAUGAUGUGGAAUGUGGGAGCUUUGUCCUCUACUACAUCCAACGGUUUAUAGAAGAUGCCCCUGAGAAAUUCAACGUCGAUGAUAUGCCAUAUUUUAUGAAAGAGGACUGGUUUAGCCAUAAAGACUUGGAAGAGUUCUGUGACAAACUUCAUUCUUUGGGGACCAUUCAUUGACUAAAGUGAUAACUUCUUCUAAUGGCGUUAACACAUCAGCAGAGCGCAGAAGAUUGGGUACAGCUUGGAAUAUGAGAAGAUAAACUUGGAAAGAUUCAAAAGGCUAAAAGAAAUUCUGACUAAGUUACUAGUUGGUAUGGAUUAUCAAACUUCAUUAGGAGGAAUCUAAGAGUUGUCUUCUUCUAUGCGUAGAAAUCUUUCUUUUUACGUGUUCUCUGAUUUAUCUAUCAAACUGUUGCUUUGUUUUUUCCCCGGGGUUGCCUGUUGUUAGUGAUGUUUAGCGGCAACCAAUUGAUUCUUUUUCCUUGGAUCAUUGAUUAGUAUAGAAAUAUGAAUGGAAAUUUUCUGAACCUUCGAA